Messenger RNA from Hevea brasiliensis (rubber tree), 560 nucleotides. Its product is annotated as cell wall / vacuolar inhibitor of fructosidase 2-like. Lineage: Eukaryota; Viridiplantae; Streptophyta; Magnoliopsida; Malpighiales; Euphorbiaceae. The record is from RefSeq and is a predicted model, not a curated record. Bases 1 to 555 code for a protein of 184 amino acids. The transcript has a single exon. Gene Ontology annotation, molecular function: enzyme inhibitor activity.
AUGGGUUCUCUAAUGAAGACAAUUAUCGCAAUUUUCUUGCUCCUCGUCCUCCAAUCAGAGCCAGCAACUCCUCAAUCACUCCUCGAAGACAUAUGUAACCAUACCAAGAAUCCCAAAUUCUGCCUGACAACCUUCCAAUCUGACCCUCGAACAUCCUCAGCAAAGGAUGUCCUUAGCCUGGCAAAAAUUGGCCUAGAACUAGCCAUGAAGGACUCAGCAAAGACUCAACGUUACAUUCAUGUCUUGUCCACAAGCAAAAGAACCGAACCCAUUUUCAAGCCAGCACUGAACGAGUGUGUUGAAGAAUAUAAAAGGGUAGCAGCAUCCUUCAGAAGCGCAUACCUUGAGGUUAAAGAUGGAGAGUACGAGACGGCCAACUAUGAUACGCUGACGGCUGCGGAUUACGCUGGAAACUGCGAGAAGGUACUGGCCAAUGCCAAGGCUCAUAUCCAAUCGGUUUCCGAUGGAAUCCAAGUCACAAAGUAUUUUAGUUCUAUUGGAGAUAGGGUUACGACAAUUCUUUGGACUUCUCAGCCUCCUGCAUCCAACCCAUGAUGAUA